AUGCAUCUUAACUAUGACUAUGCUUUAAUAAACCUUGAAAUAGAUUUUUCACAUUUAGAUGAUUGCCAUGCAUUUACUCAAUUUCUUGCUGAAUUUCAUAAUACGAAUCUUGGUAAAUCAGGAAGAGAUACUGAAAUCAACAAUAUUUUAAGAGAAAUUCGAGAAAUUUUAAAGGAACUUGCUAAAGCUGAAGGCGAUAAAGAACAUAGAAUUGGUGUUGAUAAGAUAAGAAAACAAGAUCAGAAGGUUGCUAUUAAGCUACUUGAAGGUUUAGUUAAAGAAGACUAG
Racocetra persica is the source of this 288-nucleotide messenger RNA. Lineage: Eukaryota; Fungi; Glomeromycota; Glomeromycetes; Diversisporales; Gigasporaceae. The record is from the annotation of a GenBank genome assembly.